UUGGCCGAGGCUUUCGAGUGUGUUGGCUUGUUCCUGCUGCGACAAGACGCGACAGUGAUCUGUGUCGUACUCAGUACUCGUUACGACUUCGCAGCGUGAAUAUCCAAGAAAGAUCGCACAUCGACGGACGCCGAGUGAUUCUCGCGAUAAAGAAGAAAAAGUAGAUUAUUGUUAAGUCACUUUUGUGCGUGUGUGUUUUUUGUGUGCACGUAAUUAUGGACAUGGAAAUGGACAUGGAUGUAGCUAUAGACGACGACGACCUCUGGUCCGAUGAAGACAUGUCCGAUGACGAAGACUACGCCCCGAUGUAUUAUCAUAAUCAAAAAAUAUACGCAAGAUUGCCGACUAUGAGCGUAAAUUUCAAUUGGGCAGUCGAAGACGAGCGGUACCCAUUUUUCUGUCGUCUUCUGGACUUGACAUGGGAUUGGGACUACAGCGCUGUCAGUCUACCUCCGAAUCUCCGAGACAUCUUCCGAGCCGAGGCGAUCGAUUACUUUCUCACGCAGGCCGUAUUGAUCAGGGACGACGAUCGCGAACGGGCCGAGCAAUUCAUUCGGUUCGUGUCGGCCAGCGGCUACAAGGACCAACCCACCGACUUGAACCAGUACGGCAGACCAUCGCCGCGUCGCACCACCCUGGUCCAUCGUGCGAUAGGAAAAAACUGGGAUUCCGUCGUGAUCAGGCAUCUGUUGCGGAUUUACGACGGCUGCGACGUCAACUACGUCGACGAGUCCGGCCUGACGCACUUCCACGUGGCCUGCUGGAAGGGCUUCAACGACGCCGUGCAGCGAUUCCUCGACCACGGCCGGGUGGAUCCCAACGAUUGCCUCUGGCGGGAUCAGGGCCAGUCGCCGCUGUACCUGGCCGUGAGCGGCGGCCACGACAAGGUGAUCGCGUCGCUGCUGCGAGGAGGCGCCGAUCCGAAUUCGGUCGACGCCGCGGGCAGGACGGCUCUGCACCACGUCUGCGAGCUGUGGACUCGCGACAGAUUGGCCAGCAUAAUAUUCGAGCUCGGCCGUGAAAAUAAUCAUCCGGUGCUGAUCGAUGCCCAAAACAACGAGGGCAACACUCCGCUGCUGUUGGCCGUGUCCAAGGGCAACUUCCGAAGCUUGGGCGAAUUUCUGCUUCGAAAGGGCGCCGAUCCAAACUUGGCCAAUGCGGAGGGAUCGACGGCCCUUCACGCGAUCUGCAAGGGAGACUACGACCAAGACCUUGUGAAUGCGUUUUUCGAGCUCAGCCGUGAAAAUAAUCAUCCGGUGCUGAUCAAUGCUCAGGACAAUCAAGGUAACACUCCGCUGCACUUGGCCGUGAGUAAAGGCAACAAGAACGUGGUCGAGUAUCUGUUGAGACGAGGCGCCGAUUCGAGCUUAGCCAACGCGGAGGGACAGACGGCGCUGCACAUCAUUUGUAAGCGAGACAAGGAGGACGACUUGAUCGAUACUUUCUUCAACGUCUGCGCCGAGGUCAAUCAGGUUGUGCAGGUGGACGCCGAGGACAAUUUGAGCGUGACACCGCUGCAAUGGGCCGUGACGAGAUUCCGGCCCCACGUGGUCGACGUUCUCUUGAAUCGUGGCGCCGACGUAUCGCACUUCGUUUUCCCCGAAGAGGAUCUUUUCUCCGGAAUCGGAGAAUUGGACAUUUGUAGCAACGCUCGAUUACUGAGGCUAGCCUCGGGCGCACUGGCCUGCGUCGAGCUUCUCGAGGCGCGAGGAUACGCGAUGAACCUGAUCGAAGCCCUGCGGCUCAUGAAGAUGUUCGCCUUCAACUCGAUCUACGAGCAGCCCCGGGAUCGCGCGAGAUUUCGACGCUGCCAUCGCAAUGAGGAAUUCAUGCGACGAGCCAGAGAGAUAAUGAUCAGCGCCGACGUGUCGCUCUACGACGCGAUGCAGACGCACGCCGACCAGGCGGAAGAUCGGCUGAAUUACAUGGAUUACUACGAGUUCGCCCUGUCCAGCGAGUGGGCGAAGAUACCCCAGGUGCACAGGCUGGCCUGCGCCGUGCACCUGUGCGAGAAAUCGACCAGAGGCUUCUUUCGGCGCUGGGCGCUGUUCGCCGUCGCGGACUCGAUGUUCGACCUACUGCCCGUUCUGUGCCGCGACACGAUCUUCGAGAUGCUGUCGAACUACGAUUUGCGGGCUGUCGUCAUGGCGGCGGAUCCGAAUCAAAACGAAGUUGACGAUGGCGAUUAAUAAACCGUGUUUGAAGUACUUUUUUGUCCGAUAUCAUUGAAUUAUGCAACUUUUCUAUAUUAUUAUUUUCCAUGGUAUUAAAGUGAAUAAAUUGAAAUGAAAAAAUA
Trichogramma pretiosum is the source of this 2296-nucleotide messenger RNA. Its product is annotated as serine/threonine-protein phosphatase 6 regulatory ankyrin repeat subunit B-like. Gene Ontology annotation, molecular function: transcription cis-regulatory region binding; protein binding. Bases 216 to 2189 code for a protein of 657 amino acids. Gene Ontology annotation, cellular component: nucleus. NCBI's taxonomy places the organism in Eukaryota, Metazoa, Arthropoda, Insecta, Hymenoptera, Trichogrammatidae. The record is from RefSeq and is a predicted model, not a curated record. Gene Ontology annotation, biological process: positive regulation of transcription by RNA polymerase II. The transcript has a single exon.